AAACAAAUUGUUUUGUAGAAGUUGAUUAUUUUAAUAGACAAAAUAUAUUAAAAUGUUUAAUGAGACAUGUUGUUUGCUAUGCUUAGAAAGUUCAAAGGAUCAAAUAGAUUUGGAUUGCAACGAAGAUAUCGGUUUGAAUGGACGAGAAGUUAUUGAAUUGCAUUUCAAGGAAAUGUUGGAUAUUAUAUCUCAAAUUGAAAUAAAAUKCAUUUGUCAAAAAUGUUGGUAUUAUGUACAAACAUUUCAUACAUUUUAUGAAAAUGUGAUGGAAGUGCACAAGGAAGCGGCGAACUCAUUGAAAAGUGUGACUUUGGAGGAAGAAAUCACAGAAAUAAAAAAGGAAAUCUUAGAAGUAAAAGAGGAACUCAUACAUAUUGUUGACACACAAAUUAAACCAAGACGUCGUAGGGGACGUCCAAAACGUCAAAGAGGACCUGAAACUGUCGAAGUUCCUGGUGAGCCUUCCAUACCGCUUAAAGAAUGUCAAGUUAAAAUUGAAGAACUAAUAAUACCCGCUUCAAUUAGUCGCACAGAUAUAUGUAAUCAAYCUGAAUUUUUAUCUGAAGUAUUAGCAGUUAAAGAUGAUAUUUUACUCAAAGAAUAUGUGGAGAACUCAGUAUCAGCAUACAGUUCGGACCCUGAAGAAGUUGAGAGUGACAACGAAGAUGGACAUUCGAAAAGGGUGUCUCGGAAAAUAAAUAAAACAAAAGGCGUUAAUAAAAGAAYUGCGGAAUCGGAUGAGUAUAUCGCAAAGAAAAAUUUUAAAUUUACUUGUUGCAUUUGUCAAACUUCAUUAAAAAACUUCAAACAUUUAAAAAGUCAUUUUCGWGAAGUACAUCAAACUCGUGGCUAUGUGCUAUGUUGUGGUAAAAAAUUGCCUGAACGUGGUUUGUUAAUWGAUCAUAUUCAUUUGCAUGAAGAUUCUGACUACUUCAAAUGUAAGCAUUGUGGAAAGAGAAUGACGGAAAGACGCAGCCUUGAUCUUCAUCUUCAGUAUAAGCAUGCAUCUUGUUUGAAACAGCAUUAUAAAAUUAAAGAUACAGAAAAUCAAAAAUCGAUACCGUGCUUAGAAUGUGACAAAACUUUCUCGUAUGACAUUGAAUUAAGAAAACAUAUGCGUCUAACCCAUUURAAAGUUUAUGCAAAAAUAUGUGAUAUUUGUGGUGCAUCGGUAAAAGGAUGCGACGCUCUCAAACGUCAUCAAGCUGUGCAUACUGGUAUGAUGCGAAAAUUAGUAAAAUGUGAUCUAUGUGAUGCUGCRCUCACAACGAAAUAUGGCCUAGCACGGCAUAUGAAAACUAUGCAUACGGAAGAGUAUCAGACACCACAAGUCUGCCCAAUUUGUUCUAAAGUGUCACCGUCUCUGCAGGCUCAUCGUAAGCACAUAAGAUAUAUGCAUUCCUUGGAAAAGAAGCAUGUAUGUAAUUUAUGCGAGAAGGGCUUUAAACGGCAUACCGAUUUCAAAGAGCACAUGGCCACCCAUACCGGAGAAGCUUUAUAUACCUGUAGUUUUUGUCCACAAACUUUCAAAUCUAAUGCCAAUAUGUACUCUCAYCGAAAGAAGAAACACGCUAAGGAGUGGGCUGAACAAUGCGAAUUGAAGAAAAGUGUAGGGGUACUUCUAAAUCAGACUAUCGCAACUGACUGAUAAAAAGCUUUAGCGAUUUCGGUGCGAAAAUGUUUUAGUAGGUUGAUAAAUAUCUAAUUUGAAAGCGUCAAUGUAUGUUAUACAUAUUCUUUUUUAUUGAUGGUUUGAUUAUGAACUCGCAAACAUCUACUCCGAUUUAAUAGAACCUAACUAAAAAAUUACAUUAGCAAUAGUACAGUGUARCCAAUUAUUAGCGUUUUAUGAGAUCAACAACAGGAAUUAUACAAAAAUUCAAUUCCCGUCAAUAUAACAAUAAUCUAAUAUAUGGACAUCAAA
Molecule: messenger RNA, 1924 nt
Organism: Bactrocera latifrons
Lineage: Eukaryota; Metazoa; Arthropoda; Insecta; Diptera; Tephritidae
Product: zinc finger protein 721-like
Exons: 4
Coding region: 53-1648 (531 amino acids)
Cellular component (GO): nucleus
Molecular function (GO): zinc ion binding
Source: RefSeq, a predicted model, not a curated record